Grus americana (Whooping crane) is the source of this 456-nucleotide messenger RNA. RefSeq names its product atonal bHLH transcription factor 7 (gene ATOH7). Gene Ontology annotation, molecular function: protein dimerization activity. Gene Ontology annotation, biological process: regulation of DNA-templated transcription; neural retina development. The coding region runs from base 1 to 456 and encodes 151 amino acids. NCBI's taxonomy places the organism in Eukaryota, Metazoa, Chordata, Aves, Gruiformes, Gruidae. The transcript has a single exon. The record is from RefSeq and is a predicted model, not a curated record.
AUGAAAACCUGUAAAUCCAGUCAUUUGGAUUCAGGCGUAGAAUCAGACGUCCAGUGCAGAAGUGGAUCGGGCUGUGUUGUGAAGUGCAGUUCAGAAAGGAUGGAGAACGCUGCAAAAAGAAGACUGGCUGCCAAUGCCAGGGAGAGAAGACGGAUGCAAGGACUGAACACAGCCUUUGAUCGUUUGAGAAAGGUGGUUCCACAGUGGGGUCAAGAUAAGAAACUGUCCAAGUAUGAGACCCUUCAGAUGGCUUUGAGUUAUAUCAUGGCUCUCACUAGAAUACUUGCCGAAGCAGAAAGAUACAGUACUGAAAGAGAAUGGAUUAGCCUUCACUGUGAACACUUUCAUCCGGAGAGCUACCACCAUUACAUGGGACAAAAAAUGGCAAUGGACAGUGAUCCUUAUGCACAGCGAAUAAUCAGCUAUCCCCCUGAACACUUUCAAAUAGCUAAUUAG